GGAUUACUACAGCUACAACUACUAUGUAGCAUGCAUGGAUUGCAGCAAAGGGCGAGACAGACAAUUAUUGGGCCAGCGACGGACGCGGCACGGCGGCAUAAUAUACUCUGGCUCAGCAACUGGCAACGCGCCUCUUCUGCUCGCCGUGCCUCUGCCUGUCGCGCGUCGCAUCAGGACGAGGCAGUGUGCAAGCCGCAAGCCUACAGUCCAACCCUGGCGAUGCGGACACCAUCCGGCUUGCAAGUGGCCUCGUCUGGUCACUCGCAAGCCGUCGUGUCUCAGCUACCCGGCCCUGCCAGUGCUGCCAGCCCUGGUAGACGACGCGCGAUGUGA
Bipolaris oryzae ATCC 44560 is the source of this 333-nucleotide messenger RNA. RefSeq lists its product as uncharacterized. The transcript has a single exon. The annotation marks the transcript as partial. NCBI's taxonomy places the organism in Eukaryota, Fungi, Ascomycota, Dothideomycetes, Pleosporales, Pleosporaceae. The record is from RefSeq and is a predicted model, not a curated record.